AUGAUGCGUUAAAGAAUUACAACGAUUAUUUAACAGGACCCCCUUUCUUCUACCCUCCUUCAUCUCUUUCCGGUGGUGGCCCGCAAAAAAUUGUCGGACAAUUAAUUAUGUAUUUAUUGAUUGGCUUAUUGAGAAAAAAUUAAAGCUUUUUAACAAACGUCUUUAACAAUGAUAAGUCUUAAAGCAACCUAUGAUAACACUUCAAAUGGCAAGCAUCAGGUGAUUGAAGUCCCACACGACUCUGAUGUGUUAACUGAUUCCGUCAAUAAAUUAAAAGAUCAAAUCAAUUCCUUUUUAACACAUGUUUUAGAAAUUGAAAAGCAGGGAAAUGCAGUACCGACAGUUGAACAGGAUCAAAUCGAGAAUGAAAAAGAAAAUGAGGAGGAGGAGGAAGAGGAUAAUUCCCCAAUGACUGCCAAUAAACCAGAUUUUGAAGAAGAAAAAGCAACAAAGAAGUUAAAGAUGGAUUCUUAACAAACGGAUUAUAGAAAUUUUAAUAAAAAAUAUAUACAUAUAUAAUUUUCUAUAUUUAUUAACUAUAAAGGGGAGAAAAAUUCAUCUCGUAUGUAUACAACGCACAUUUACUAAUUGUAAUAUAACAUAUAUGAUAUUAGAUGAAUAAUAUAGAAUAAUAAAAAAAGUACAUUCGAUAGUAGGAAAUUUGGAUUCAUAGGAUGUUUGCACUUUUGAAAUCAUUUGAGCAAACAAAGCCUAUAUGCCAUACAACAGUAGCUGAAUAUAACGUAAAAUGGAAAUUGUAGUAGAUUGUUCAAUGUAAUUAAGUGUUAUACGUUCCCCAAUUAGCGAGGCAUCUAUAACAAAAAAAAAAAAAA
This is a messenger RNA of Cokeromyces recurvatus, 833 nucleotides long. RefSeq lists its product as uncharacterized. NCBI's taxonomy places the organism in Eukaryota, Fungi, Mucoromycota, Mucoromycetes, Mucorales, Mucoraceae. The transcript has a single exon. Bases 169 to 474 code for a protein of 101 amino acids. The record is from RefSeq and is a predicted model, not a curated record.